CUCCAGUCGAUACACCAAAGCUAUCAAUCGAACAUCUUUCUAUUGACUCAAGGGCGAAUUAUCCAUCUAACCUGCUCGAAACCCAUUCGUGGCGAGCAGGCGCAAGCAUGUCUCAGUCAAAGGGUAACCGCCCUUUGCGUGACCAAGAUAAACUGUCGCAUUUGCAAAACAAAAGUCAACUAGACUCGGGAUUCGAUGAAGACCAAAAGAAACUAUUCUUGGACCUCAUGGCGGGAAGGCCUGUUGAUAUGGAUGGCUAUAGCGACGAGGUACUAGCUGCCGAGGACUAUGAAGGGAGAAACCUCUUGUAUCGAAUUAUAUUUCAACUGAAGAGGAAGAAGAAGGAGAAAAACGACAUCGUCUCUCCAAGCAUACUCGCCCUUGUCGAUCGAAUAGUAACCAUCGAACCUGAAAUUCUCACUCAGGACAUCGGAAACGGCACGUUACUUACCGAAGCUGCAGAUUCCAGGCCUGAUAUCUUUUUCCGACUGCUCGAUCUCCUAUUACCUGAUCAACUGCGUACUUGUCUAGAUAUAUCCGGUAAUGAGUGCGACCAAAACUGCUCCUUGGCACCUUUUCGUGAGCACGUCCUCAUCCAAAAAUAUCAUCGGCACAGGAUCAGCCCAUCGUCUGAGCUGGAUGAUAAGAAAGUCAAUGAUCAGGAUGAAAUGGCAAAGGUUACAGAGAUUGCAAAUGACAACGAAGCUGCAUGUCUACAUUAUGAGAUCGAUAUGGACAAGGUCAAAAAAAUGGACUCAAGGUUGAGAACAGUAAUCCUAGGGUCUCCAGAGAAGCUGCGCGACUGUCUACGUUUGCUCAUACGGGCAGACAAUCUUGACCCUGGGUCAAAUGUGACCGCUCCUCCGGUGAUUCCUUUGCAGAGUUUCAAGCGAUUUCUCCCAUUGUGCGCCUCGACUACUUUCGAGAGUGCAGUAUCAGAAGGGUUAAGCCCACUUCAACUCGCAGUUCAACUGUUCAGAGAAUCCAAAGUUGAUUACACCCAUCUGUUUCUGAUUGUUGAAUCAUUGGUGGAGAUAUCACCUACCUCAAUAUACUUCAGUGCUGGAGAUAAUGCCGGAAGGGAUAAGGGAAAAACAGCCUAUCGUAUGCUGGGGGAGCUAGGCCUGAAGACCGGUGUGAACGAACCUGUCGAAAGGAAGAAUUCUCGCCUGAAAGCAGUGGAACUACUAAAGGAGACUUGUAUUGGUCUUCCGCAGGAAGACUUGGACAAGAAACUCAAAUAUCUCUACUCAGAUAAUGAAGAAGGUUCAAAGCGAAUAGGUCUCAACUUGCUCAGUGAGACUGAAAGGAUUGACAAAGACUACGUAUCAAAAGUGAGGAAUAGAUCGAAAAUGCAUUUCGAGACCAUCCUGGCUUCGGUACGGCUACCAUACUGGAAUCCACAACAUCGAACAACUUUUCCGCUCAGUAUUUUCGAGUACCAAGCGGGGGAAAUUACUAAUACCUUAGCUCCAGCUGUUGACCCAUACGUUGGAAUCUUUGACUGGUUAAGAAGCCGAGGUGUGGGGAAGAUCUUCACGGUGGAAGUCGACGAUAUGGGCACGGAACCACACAGCAAUGCUGCGAUACGGGACUGUCUCAGGCCUGAGGUGUCGAAAGGAUCAUACAAAGACUUGAACAUUGAGGUUUUCAAUUGGAAGAAACAUGAUAUCUGCAGCCACACCGUGCUUGCCGCCGCUCCAAACGCGAGGGAAGUCUACCUGUAUUCUUCUGGGAAUACAGCCGUGCUCCGGGGUUGGGCACAUAGUUCGGAUUUCGGGCAGAUGAAAAACCUUGAAAAGAUAUACAUCAAAAUAUACGCUACAAAUGCAAGUGACUUGAAAGAUUGCGAGGACUUUAAAGAUGACUUCAAAUGCGCUCUUGCAAGAAAUUGCAUGCGGCUCAAAAAGGAUGACAUUGAGAUAAGCCUUCCCGACCCACAAUCCAGCCAGGAUGGGGGCGGCAUGAAUGAGAGUAGAGCCGAAAAUGACCCCAUUGACGACGAUGACGGCUUCCUUGUCCAAAACUCAUUGAGUCCCGAUGAUUGGAUUAAUGGGCUGGCUCAUUUCAAACAAUUCGUACAGGACAUGGCCAACAAGAUAACAGACGAGAAAAAGCGACCAACCGUUCGAGUGGCAAUUUUGGAUGACGGGGUCUCGUUGCGCAGCUUGGCAGGAAAUGAUGAGACUGGAAAGUCCUUCCGAGGCGAUAAGGUGGAGUAUUGGGUAGGUUCUUGUAGCCAUGGCACACAAAUGAUGCAAUGCAUCCGGAAGUUAUGUCCAAUGGCCCAGCUGUACAUUGGCCGGCUCGACGAUUCUCGGCAGGCCGAGUAUCAGAAAUUUACGACUGAUUCGUGUGCAAGAGCACUUGAAUGGGCGGGAAGGGAAGCAGACAUUAUCUCAAUGAGCUGGUCAUUCAAGAAGAAGGGAGAACGCAGAGAUGAAGGCGAAGACAAGUUCAAUGGGCUACUGAAGACAAUAUCCGAAGGCAGAGAUGCUGUAAUUUUCGCAUCUCUUCCCGAUAAGGGAGCUAACGCCAACAUUCUGGAGUAUCUGCCUGUUGGACAUGAGAAGAGUGGCGUGAUCAAGAUUGGCUCAACCAACAGAUUUGGCGCCGAAGCACCGGAAAAUAUUCUUGCGAAAAGGGACUUUCUUCUGCCCGGCGAGGAGAUCGAAAUCUCGCCAGGAGAAAAAGAAUAUGGAAGCUCAUACGCUACAGCCUUUGCUGCAGGUCUGGCGGCUUUGAUGCUCUACUGCCUCAAGGUUCAUCAAGCUCUCGAGGAAGAUUAUAAUGAUCGCAAGAGCCCGCUAGCCUUAAAUCUUAGCAAUGAAGACCUUGUGAAACGGGUGAAAGAGGCCAGGACUUUGGAGGGAAUGAAGAGCAUAUUAAAGGUUCUGAGCGUAAAAUCAGCUACCGCCCAAAUUCCGGACAAGGGCUUUUUCCUCAGACCUUCUGUUGUCCUUGGGAAAAGGUUUGGCGAUAACGAUGGGCAGCAGAUUUCUAAAUUGCGGGAAAUAUGUUCAAAGAUUCUGCCUCUGGGGGAGAACAUUGCGUAA
Aaosphaeria arxii CBS 175.79 is the source of this 3056-nucleotide messenger RNA. RefSeq lists its product as uncharacterized. Lineage: Eukaryota; Fungi; Ascomycota; Dothideomycetes; Pleosporales. Gene Ontology annotation, biological process: proteolysis. Gene Ontology annotation, molecular function: serine-type endopeptidase activity. The transcript has 6 exons. The coding region runs from base 108 to 3056 and encodes 982 amino acids. The record is from RefSeq and is a predicted model, not a curated record.